AUGCAUCGCGUGCUGAGUGCCUUGGCGGUUUUGUCAGUGGCUUCUGGAGUUGCCACAGACGACUGCUCCCUGCUUCAAGUUGAUACACAGGGCCGCUCCAAGGAAAGCAAAGAACGCUUGCAGACUGAUGUGCAUGGUUGGAAGAGAUCGAAGAUGAAGGGAAAGCAUCAGGUCCUCAUCCCGAAGCCCCUCGUGCAUUCGAGUGGAGAUGCGGAGCUUCAUCUUACACCUGAGUUGCUAAGCAUGCUGAGAGAAGUCGCGGAAGCUCAAGGUCCGGAGUGCCUACACAUCGUUGAAGCCCAGUUCCUUUCGCGCUUGCCAGGCUUGCCAACUGAAUUUAAUCACAAGCGAGAAGAGGAGCUAGUUGAAACAUCGAUGGAGCUUCGGAAGACCUUCAAAGUAAGCUUCCAUCACCCGAUUGAACUUUGGAAGGGCCGGGAGUCGUGGCAGCCAAUCCGUGAGAGGAAUGAGAGUUAUGGCCUCUUUGUCAGUCCUCAUGGCAUAGGGAUCGACGCUCAUACUCCAUGGGGGCUUGCCAAUGCUAUGUCGACUUUGUAUCAACUCCUGGCAAUCAAAAUAUCGGAUGAAGGGGUUCGUAUCACGAUACCGGGCUGCCCACAUGAAAUCCAAGAUCGACCAGCCUACGUGCACCGGGGCUUCCUGUUGGACGUCUCGCGGCAAUGGUAUUCCAUUCCUUGGAUCAAAGAGCUGGUCAGUGUGCUUGCAGAGUUCAAACUGAAUGUGCUGCACCUGCAUCUUACCGACACGGCUUCUUGGCCGCUCGAAGUGGAUGGCUACCCGGAGGUUGCACGACACCUUGCUUACCGUGACAACAACGGGAGACCAUUGACAUACUCGCGUCAUGAUAUCCGUGAGCUCGUCGAAUUCGCACGUGUUCGAGGCGUGUCGAUUAUGCCGGAGAUUGAUGGGCCAAUGCAUGCACCUGCGCUGGCUUCAGGUGAUCCCCUCCACUUGACAGUGGCUGCAACGGUAGAGUACUCUACACAACAGUUUGCAGUUGAACCGCCACCAGGAACUUGGAACAUCUCCGAUGCUCGAGCACUGAAUUUCGUACGGCGAGCAUUGCAGCAGGUAGAAGAGGAUUUCUCGACUUCGCCUUUCUUGCAUAUUGGAGGAGACGAGCCCGUGGCUGCAUCCCUUUGCACGCUGCUCCCAGAGCCUGAAACAAAGAAGUGCCUGGAUCAGUGCAAGGUCCCCUGGACAAAGGGUUGUGAGCCCGUGCCCGUGAAACCAACGGACGCAAAUCAGACUUACUGGUUCCCAGAGGUGUUAAACGCAAAGGUCCAAGACUACUUCGACUCCGUGGACCCUGCGCCCGCCCAAAUUCCAAGGGCUGUCUGGUCAGGAGCCGUUUCGGACUGUGGCGUUCAAUUGCCAUGUACCCGUCUGAAGACAAAGUCGGCGCUGCAGUUGUGGGAAUUCCCAACAGAUGCAUCCGGCCGGCCCAUGUUGUCUGAACAAGACUGUGAGAAGUAUGACCUCAUACAAAGUGCCGCUACAUAUCCGGAAGGCGGUUCGCAAUAUGGCUGGCUGUACAUGGACUGCGGUUCUGGCGCGAACUGGGCAUCAAUGUCGCCGAAUUAUUGGUGUCCUCGUGCUUCAUGGGCAGCACUUUACUCACUGAAUGUUACGCAAGGAUAUGGGCCAAUACACACGCCUGCCUGUCAAAAGGCUUUCCUCGGCGGUGAGAUGGCGCUGUGGUCUGAGAUAGGAGGCAUGGGCAAUGCCAUGAGCUUGAUCUUUCCCCGUGCGGUCGCCUUUGCUGAACGCAUGUGGAGCAAUCCCAAAGGCUUGCAAGUGGAGGAAAUGAAGGGUGGUACCCCUCCCGGCUGGUAUUGGGAGGCACAUCUCCGGGAUGCCAUGGAGAGGCUGAAUACCGUGGUGUCAAACUUGGAAAUGCUGCACAUCGGGGUGAGCUGUGGACUGGCACAUGCAGAGGAUGUCAGAAAUCAGGCAGGUCGAUCGCUUUUCUUUUUCGUCGACGCGGCCGGUGGGGAGUUUCCUUGCCCCAUGUGCCGAUCUGUGGCGAACUGCUUGAUCCCCUGCGUGCCUGACGAGGAGUUCCUCGACUCCGGGGAUGCAUCUUGGCAACCGGAGGUCACGCACGCAGUCUCGGCUCCCAGCCGAGUGCGGCCGCCACUUCCCGCCUUGCAGUCUGCUCUGCGUGCAUGCGCGGGACGGGCGAGCAGGGCAGAACCGGAGGCUAGCCCCGAGCAGAAUGAAGGCCAGCUCGACGACAGCCAAGCAGCGCUGUCAGUGCCGUUGCUUCGUGCAGCUGCCGCGGAGCUGCGGGGAGCGGCAGCUCUGUUCCCUUUACAGCUGAUGGACGAAGGGCCCCCUGCGCCGCUCUACGCGGCGCUCUUCAGGUCGGCCGCUCUGCUGAGGUCCGGUGCUGCAACAGUAGCACCAAAGCUGGAGGACAACGGUUGGCAGUCCCAGGUUCUCGGGUGGUUGUCUCAGCCGCGGGAACCGUGGUUGCUGGACUUGAAGGUCAAAGCUACGGAAGCAAUGGUGGUUCAUACGGGCAUGCAUCUGACCGUGGUAGCUUGCCCAGCUUCGCUUGGUGAGGAUGCGCAGCGUGUGCGGCUUCAAGGCCUGCGCACAUGUAGGUGCGACGUCGUGUUCUAUGCGGUUGACUCGUCGAUGUUGGAGCUAGAAAGCUACACGGAGUGCCAACGCUUCAGUUCGACGCCUGACCUCCAGCAUGCCAUCGUGGCGUUUCAAGAAACGUGGGAUGCAUGCUUCGCCCCUGCUCUCCGAUGUGAGGCGCUGCAGCACGUGAUGGAUCUGCCGCUCUCGCCGAGCAGCCGACGCUUUCUGUGGAAUAGUGUUGUGCGCCUUGGAAGCAAGCCGUUGCAAAUGUCGGUGACCAGAAACCGACCAGUGCCCAGCAGUCACCGGCAGAUUGUUCCUGACUUCUUGACACGGGAGGAGUGUCACGUCCUCAUGGAUGCCGCUGACCGGGCUGCUUCUGUGGGCACCAGAGCUGGAAACUUUUAUGCGUACCAGGGCAACAUGAACCGAUUCCUGGCUGCAACUUGGAGUCUCUGCAAUCGAAGGAAAUGCUGCCCAAAAUGCUAG
Molecule: messenger RNA, 3102 nt
Organism: Symbiodinium necroappetens
Lineage: Eukaryota; Dinophyceae; Suessiales; Symbiodiniaceae
Source: the annotation of a GenBank genome assembly